This is a messenger RNA of Notolabrus celidotus (New Zealand spotty), 4787 nucleotides long. Its product is annotated as solute carrier organic anion transporter family member 1C1-like. Gene Ontology annotation, cellular component: membrane. Gene Ontology annotation, molecular function: protein binding. Gene Ontology annotation, biological process: transmembrane transport; sodium-independent organic anion transport. The coding region runs from base 528 to 2639 and encodes 703 amino acids. The transcript is spliced from 15 exons. The record is from RefSeq and is a predicted model, not a curated record. Lineage: Eukaryota; Metazoa; Chordata; Actinopteri; Labriformes; Labridae.
AGCGAGAGAGAAAGAGAGGGCGCUUCAGAUUAAUACAGGCGUUUUUCUCAGUAAGCUUGUUAGCUGAAGGCUGGCACUCUGUUGGGUGUCUUAGAAGAAUAAGAGGCAACAGCGGCGGGGUCACUUGAACGCACCACAUCUCCCCAGCUGCAUUGGUGUUCACAAACUGCAUUGAUGUUCACAAAGCAGUGAAGACAUGUUUCAGGAGAUAAUAUCCCUCUUUGAUUUGGACUACUGUACCCGAGUGUCACCGUGAAGUCGGCUGGAAAUGAACUCUGAAGGUUCAUGUUGGUCUCGGAGCAUUCAUGAUAUCAGUCGGCGCUUCUCCUCCUUUCCCAUCCACGUGAGAAGUUUAACCGGAGAGGGCUGAAAGGAGGUUACCUGUGUUUCCGAUUGACCGUGUAAUCUUUGGAGCUGGCGCAACUGGACGACUGUUCACGAGACACUGAGGGUUGCAUGCAUCAGUGCCAAGAAAUUGCAUUACGGGGGCGACUUUUGCUAAGGAGACACAGAGACAAUCCUGGAGGAUGGGAGCCGAGCAAGGACGCACGCAGGGGAACGGACGCAGCAAUGCUGCCAACGCUGCCGCCAGAGAGCCACGUUCCAGCUCCUGCACCAGCCUGAAGAUGUUUUUGGUGGCUUUGUCCUUCGCCUAUUUUGCAAAGGCUCUGUCGGGGAGCUACAUGAAGAGUACAAUAACUCAGCUGGAGAGGCGCUUUGACAUCCCCAGUUACCUAAUAGGAGUCAUUGAUGGGAGCUUUGAGAUAGGUAACCUAAUGGUGAUAGCCUUUGUCAGCUACUUUGGCGCCAAGCUCCAUCGACCGAAGAUCAUAGGGGUGGGUUGUGUUCUGAUGUCCAUUGGCACCUUUAUUAUCGCUCUGCCUCAUUUCAUCAUUGGACGGUAUGAAUUUGAAACAUCAGUCCGGUGGGUUGCGAACUCAACAAUGAACCCUUCGCCUUGUCAUGUGGGCUCAGCAGCAGAAUUGACCCAAAACAGUAAACUACAAGAAGUGCCAGCCUCAGGCUGUGAAGGGGAGUCCAACCUGUCGAUGUGGAUCUACGUGCUGCUGGGAAAUGUCUUGCGAGGGAUUGGAGAGACACCUGUGCAGCCUCUUGGGAUCUCUUACAUUGAUGACUUUGCAUCGGAGGAGAAUGCAGCGCUGUAUGUUGGCUGUGUGCAGACCAUUUCAGUGGUGGGUCCUGUCUUUGGCUACCUGUUGGGCUCCAUUUGUGCCAAAAUCUACGUGGACAUUGGAUUUGUAAAAAUGGAGACCAUCACCAUCACCCCAGCUGACGCUCGCUGGGUGGGGGCCUGGUGGCUAGGCUACCUUGUAGCCGGGGUCAUCACACUCCUCUCGGCCAUCCCGUUUUGGUUUUUGCCACGCUCCCUGCCCAUGCCGGGGCCCCAGGGCUCAGAGAAGUGCACACCCGAGCAGACAAGCUUCAUCAAAGACUCUCGUCUUCUCAAGAACAAAUAUUCUGCAGACGACAAUACAAGCUUCAUGGAGAUGGCCAAAGACUUCAUUCCCACCUUGCGAAAUCUGCUGGGACACCCUGUGUAUCUGAUCUACCUCUGCGUGACAAUCAUUCAGCUGAACUCUCUCAUCGGCAUGGUCACCUACAAGCCCAAGUACAUCGAACAACACUUCAGGCAGUCUGCAUCAAAAGCCAACUUUCUUAUGGGUGUGAUCAACAUCCCAGCAGUAGCACUAGGGAUGUUUUCUGGUGGUCUACUGAUGAAGAGGCUGAAGCUGAACAUCAUGGGAGCAGCCAAGUUCGCUUGUGGCACGUCUCUGAUUGGUUACGUUCUGUCACUGUUCUUCUUCGCCAUGAGCUGCGAGAACGCCAGGGUAGCAGGAGUGACACUUUCAUACGACAGUGUUGACACACUAUCAUACGAUCAACAGUCAGUGUUCACAGCCUGCAACUCUGAAUGUUUAUGUUCAGCGAGUGAGUGGGACCCGGUCUGUGGAGAGGAUGGCAUCACAUAUGUUUCUCCUUGUCUUGCUGGCUGCACCAGCUCUGCAGGCUCAGGAAAAAACACAGUAUUCUCUAACUGUAGCUGUGUCGGUGUGGCCGGUAACUUUACAGCCAGUACAGGUCAGUGCCCUCACACAGAUGACUGUGACAGGAUGUUCCCGUACUUCCUGGCUCUCUCUGUCAUCACAUCCUUUAUCAUCUCCCUCGGGGGCACGCCAGGCUACAUGCUGCUCAUCAGGUGCAUCAAACCACAGCUGAAAUCUCUGGCGUUGGGGUUCCACGCUCUGGCAACACGUACCCUUGCAGGGAUACCAGCGCCUAUCUACUUCGGAGCAAUCAUCGACACCACAUGUCUGAAAUGGGGUCAGAAGAGGUGUGGUGGGAUAGGAGCCUGUAGGAUCUACAACACCACAGCGUACAGGAUAGCGUACCUGGGUCUGACUCUCAGCCUGCGGACGAUCUCCUUCAUCAUCUGCAUCCCGGGUUUCAUUCUCCUGAGUCGACAGCUGAGGGCGGAGGAAAUAAACGGUAUCCACGGAGCUCUAGCUAACGGCGAGGCGGAGCUGGAGGCACUCAGGAAGGAAGAGUUUGUGAUUAGUAAUUCUGACCAAUCACAACAAAUCUCAGACAACAGCACAGAUAGGGAGACACGGCUGUGAUGGACCUGGCAGAACUUGUUCUCCUUGUCUCCUGCACACAUACACACAUGCACACACACAAACACAUAAACACACACACAACACAAAUGAGAUUUGCAGGGAAUCACAUGUUGCAUUUGAUCAUCUCAUGUAGAGCAUAAAUUCUAUAUUUGUACUCUUGGACCUUUAAAACUUUGUGAAUUUGACAGAAAUUUGAUACAACUGGAAUAUUCCUUGAAUGUAUGUGCUGUUAUUUUUUCUUUUUCUUUUAAAGAGAAAUAUAACAAUAUUCUUUUUGUUUUAAGGCACAAGACAUGGAGGGUGAGGGGAUUCUGGUCUUAACAGACUAUCACGAAAACAGUUUUAUGAAAACCAGCUAAAACUGCCUCUUUGAAUUUUUUUAAAGCUCCUGUGAGGAAUUUUCAAUGAGUUAGGAAACAGAUUGAGAUUUGAUUCUGACGCCUCUUUAUGGCCCAAAAAACAAACAAGCCAAUCAGUGAGAAGUUUGAUUAUUCCAUUGAAAUUAUUUUCAAUAUCUGAAAUAGUUGUUGGAAGAAGUGCUUAACAGAACACUCCCUAAAAAGCCUUUGUGUGUAUAUUUUCUAUGACCAAGAUUAAUACUGGGUGAUACAUUUGGCUGUUAGAAGAUGAAAAAGAAACUUGCAUGUAUGGGAUGAAGUUGGCCAAGACUUUUUUGUCCACAGGGGGGCGCCAAAUUUGACACAAACUUGAAGUUCCUCACAGUUUGUUGAUUUCCUAAACAGAAGAGAUGUGGCCUUACAAUUCAGAGGCAAAGCACUUAAUCUAAUACAUGACCAAAUAAACAACACAAAUUAAUAAUGGGACCAGCAAAGAGACUAGAGUUGUUCCUUUUUUUUUUGGAGGGGGGGAUGUAGAGAAGAAAAUACAUGGAAUAUGUUUGAACUGUAUUUCAGUAGUUUGUAGAGGGCUUGGCAGUUUAUUUUAUUUGACUUAACGUGCCUCAUACACUCAACAGUUACCUCUAAAUCAACUGUUUUGCUGACACUAUCCAGCAAUCCUUGAACGUAUUCAACACAUAUCUGAACAAUACUUCAUCAGACUGAAUGUAAGUCUGCACACUCACUUAGCAACAAAAUGUUUCAUCUCUGAAAAUAUCUGCGUCUUUUUUUUCUGAAGCCCUGAGUCACGUCUGACUGUACUGCAGCUUUGUGAUGUGUCUGUUUUCUGGAUGUGAACUUGACCCUUUUGGUAUUCAUUCUUACUGUGGGUGGACAUUUGUCUCGUGAACGCUGCUCAGAUUUUAACAUAGAAGCUGUCAACAAUGGGGCACUAGUAACAUAUUCAUAUAGGUUCAACCUCUACCAUUGACUCGCAUUUAAAUCCAAUGUUAAGGAGACAAAAUGCUUCAAAUUGUCCUCUUAAUGUCUUGAAUUACUUCGUCAUGACACAUUAAUCAGGAUUAGACAGAUUUUCAUCACUGCGCCUCAUCAGGUUCUGAAAUUAGAUGGCCAGUUUAGUUAGAAGGUAAUUGCUCCUGCUUUUGGUGGUUGCCAUUUGAUGUGGCUUGAAAGCGAAACUACUCUUUCACAUCAUUAUUAGAGAAUAUAAACUGCAUGUUGUCUUAGUCUAUACGAUUUGUGUAACUGGUCAGUCUGUUUUUAGGGGUUCUAUUUAGGGUUUCAACUCUUUAGGAACGCCUGUGCCAAAACCCAGGACAAGAAACAUUUAGGUCUACUCUCAGGUUUUUAACAAUCACUUCGCAAAAUCACAUCCCAUAACUUUUAAACCUGUCAACAGAACUUGUCAGAGUAAAAAAAAUCGACUAGAUGCUGUAUUUCAAGGCUGUUGUUUAAAAAAAAUUAUACUGUUGUCUUUGUAAAUGUAUAGCUUAUUAUAAUUUUCUACGACUGUAUUCCCCAAAUGGAUGUGUACCAUUUGGCAACUCAAAAGUUUGUAGUGACCGUGUUGUCUGUUGAACUCAGGUUCAGUUUCAGGCUCACGCCGCCACACUCACACUCAGAGAGGACCAGCAAGAGACAUAGAGGAGAGAAGUCAUUAUGGCAGUAAUGUAAGGCAUUUACUUGCAUUAAAGAAAUCAGAAUGUAAAUAAAUUUCUUGGAUUAUUUUUGUAAAACUUCAAAGAAUAUCUUAAAUGUAACACUAAAAUAAAACUUUUAAUAUCCAAUC